Messenger RNA from Misgurnus anguillicaudatus (oriental weatherfish), 6147 nucleotides. RefSeq names its product ATPase phospholipid transporting 8A1 (gene atp8a1). The record is from RefSeq and is a predicted model, not a curated record. Gene Ontology annotation, biological process: phospholipid translocation. NCBI's taxonomy places the organism in Eukaryota, Metazoa, Chordata, Actinopteri, Cypriniformes, Cobitidae. Gene Ontology annotation, cellular component: plasma membrane; trans-Golgi network. Gene Ontology annotation, molecular function: ATP hydrolysis activity; ATP binding; ATPase-coupled intramembrane lipid carrier activity.
CUACGGUUCAUGUUUGAAACCACGUUUUAAUAACUUUUGAUUUUCUGUCGUCUCUGUAAGACUUUUAUUGUUUAGAAAGGGAGGAAGAUUCCCCUCCGCAGUUGCUAUUACGACCCGUCACCCCGCUGCGCUGCUAGUUGGUACGGUCUCAUUUGUGAAGCGGCAGCGCUCGCACACAUUCACCGUUUCAAGCUCUUAUCGAUUCCUUCUGCAUGUGCUGGAGCGAUCUGGCCUUCAACUCCGUGCACUGAUGCUGGAGCCUGUUAUUCAGGCGGAACUAUCGCUGUUUUUGACAGGACCAUGAAUCCCAAUCCAAAAUAAAUGGUUACCGCUAACGGGAGUGGCGGGAAAGGUAUUUUGGUGACGGUCACCGGAGCUUGAGAUUCUUGACGGGAGCAGAGAGAGAAACAACGCGGAGUUUCUGCGUUCAUUUCACAGGUGCCAUCACCCUGACUGAUGCCGCCCGUUCAGAGAACCAUGGCGGAUCUCCGGUCCCGUGUUGAGGGGUAUGAAAAGACAGAAGAUGCUUCAGAGAAGACCUCUCUAGCAGAUCAGGAAGACUCGAGACUAAUAUUUAUCAAUCAACCCCAGUUUACCAAGUUCUGCAGUAAUCGAAUCAGCACCGCCAAGUACAACGUGCUGACGUUCUUGCCUCGGUUCCUGUACUCACAGUUCAGAAGAGCGGCCAACUCCUUCUUUCUGUUCAUUGCAUUGCUGCAGCAAAUCCCCGACGUGUCUCCAACAGGACGAUGGACAACGCUGGUGCCCUUACUCUUCAUUCUGUUGGUGGCAGCAGUGAAGGAGAUUAUAGAAGACCUGAAACGGCACAAAACUGAUAAUGUCGUCAACAAGAAAGAGACGCAAGUGUUAAGGAACGGCGCAUGGGAGAUUGUUCAUUGGGAGAAGGUGGCCGUAGGGGAGGUAGUACGAGCAUCCAAUAGAGAUCAUCUCCCGGCAGACAUCAUCAUUCUGUCCUCCAGUGAACCUCAAGGAAUGUGUUACAUAGAAACCUCAAAUCUGGAUGGAGAGACGAAUCUCAAGAUCAGACAGGGUCUGCAGAUCACCACAGACCUUAAGGACAUUGACAGUCUGAUGCGUCUGUCUGGACGAAUGGAAUGUGAGAGUCCCAACAGACAUCUGUAUGAGUUUGUGGGAAAUAUUCGCCUUGAUGGACACAGCACUGUACCACUGAGUCCAGAUCAGAUCUUGAUGAGAGGAGCUCAGCUCAGGAACACACAGUGGAUUCAUGGUAUUGUGGUCUACACAGGCCAUGACACCAAACUCAUGCAGAACUCCACACGCCCUCCACUGAAGUUGUCCAACGUGGAGCGCAUAACCAACUUUCAGAUCCUUGUGCUUUUCGGCUGUCUGUUGGCCAUCUCGUUGGUGUGCUCCAUCGGUCAGACCAUCUGGAAAAUCCAGUACGGCAAUGAGGCCUGGUACAUGGACCUCAACUAUGGAGGGGCGGCUAACUUUGGCCUGAACUUCCUCACCUUCAUCAUCCUCUUCAACAACCUGAUUCCCAUCAGUCUUCUGGUGACUCUGGAGGUCAUAAAAUUCAUCCAGGCUUUUUUCAUCAACUGGGACACUGACAUGAUGUAUGAACCCACCAACACGCCAGCUAUGGCCCGGACCUCAAAUCUGAAUGAGGAACUGGGACAGGUGAAGUACAUCUUUUCGGACAAGACUGGAACUCUGACCUGCAACGUAAUGCAGUUUAAGAAGUGCACCAUUGCAGGCGUGGCCUAUGGUCAUGCAGCUGAAGUUGAGGAUGGUAGUUUUGCAGAGGAGGACUGUCAUAGCUCUCAGUCCACAGAGGAAACUGGAUUUAAUGACCCCAGCUUAUUGGAAAACCUCCAAAGCAAUCAUCCUACCGCUUCUGUCAUCAUGGAGUUUAUGACCAUGAUGGCUAUCUGUCACACAGCCGUCCCUGAACGCAGCGAUGAUAAGAUCGCCUACCAGGCUGCAUCACCAGAUGAAGGUGCUCUGGUGCGGGCAGCACAGAACCUGGGCUUCGUGUUUUCAGGGAGAACUCCAGACUCUGUUAUUGUUGAGUCGUUAGGAGGGGAGGAAAAAUAUGAAUUACUGCAUGUUUUGGAAUUCACAAGUGCCAGGAAGAGGAUGUCAGUCAUCAUGCGUACGCCAUCAGGAAAGAUCCGUCUUUAUUGCAAAGGAGCUGACACCGCGAUCUAUGAACGAUUAGCUGACAGUUCCAGAUACAAGGACAUCACCCUUAAACACCUGGAACAGUUUGCCACAGAAGGUUUGCGCACACUGUGUUUUGCUGUGGUGGACAUAUCUGAAUCCUCUUACCAGCAGUGGCUGGAAAUUUACCAUCGUGCUUCAACAUCUCUUCAAAACAGGGCGCUCAAGAUGGAGGAGAGCUAUGAACUUAUUGAAAAGAACCUGCAGCUGUUAGGAGCCACAGCCAUUGAAGACAAACUGCAGGAUAAAGUCCCAGAAACCAUUGAGACCCUCAUGAAAGCUGACAUCAAGAUCUGGAUCCUCACCGGGGACAAGCAGGAGACAGCCAUUAAUAUAGGACACUCUUGCAAACUGCUUACGAAGAACAUGGGCCUGCUGGUAAUCAACGAGGACACCCUGGAUGGUACAAGGGAGACCCUUAGCCAUCACUGCGGCGUGCUUGGGGAUGCUCUACACAAAGAGAACGACUUUGCCCUUAUCAUUGAUGGAAAGACACUAAAGUUUGCUCUCACUUUCGGUGCCCGUCAAUACUUUCUGGACCUGGCCCUUUCAUGCAAGGCUGUGAUAUGCUGCAGGGUUUCACCUCUGCAGAAGUCUGAGGUAGUGGAGAUGGUGAAGAAACAAGUGAAAGUGAUCACUCUGGCCAUUGGAGAUGGAGCCAAUGAUGUGGGCAUGAUCCAAACUGCUCAUGUGGGUGUCGGCAUCUCUGGCAAUGAAGGACUGCAGGCUGCCAACUCAUCAGAUUACUCUAUUGCACAGUUCAAAUACUUGAAGAAUCUUCUCCUGGUUCACGGCGCUUGGAACUACAACCGCGUUGCCAAGUGCAUCCUGUAUUGCUUCUACAAGAACAUUGUGCUUUACAUUAUUGAGAUCUGGUUUGCAUUUGUUAACGGCUUCUCUGGUCAGAUUUUGUUUGAGCGCUGGUGCAUCGGCCUGUACAACGUGCUCUUUACGGCUCUGCCUCCUCUGACUCUGGGCAUCUUUGAGAGAUCCUGCAGGAAAGAAAACAUGCUGAAAUACCCUGAACUCUACAAAACCUCCCAGAAUGCAAUGGGCUUCAACACCAAGGUCUUCUGGGCCCAUUGUCUCAACGGCCUGUUUCACUCAGUCAUUCUCUUCUGGUUCCCCCUCAAGGCCUUCCAGCACGACACGGUCUUUGGAAACGGAAAGACACCAGACUAUCUCCUCUUAGGCAACAUGGUUUACACAUUUGUGGUGAUCACAGUAUGUUUGAAAGCCGGGUUGGAGACGUCUUCUUGGACCAUGUUCAGUCACAUUGCCAUCUGGGGCAGCAUUGGAUUAUGGGUAGUCUUCUUUGGCAUCUACUCAUCUUUAUGGCCUCUGAUACCUCUGGCUCCGGAUAUGUCAGGAGAGGCUGACAUGAUGUUCAGUUCAGGAGUCUUCUGGAUGGGUCUGAUCUUCAUUCCCACCACCUCUCUGGUCUUUGAUGUGGCCUACAAAGUCAUGAAGAAAGUGUGUUUUAAGACCUUGGUGGAUGAAGUCCAGGAGUUGGAAGCGCUGUCUAAAGACCCUGGAGCCGUUGUGCAUGGAAAAAGUUUAACCGAGAGAGCCCAGCUUCUGAAGAACGUGUUCAAGAAGAGCACCGUCAGCCUGUACCGAUCUGACUCCAUGCAGCAGAACCUUCUCCAUGGCUACGCAUUCUCUCAGGAUGAGAACGGAGUGGUCUCCCAGUCUGACGUCAUCAGAGCCUAUGACACCACCAAAGAGCGGACCAAUGAGUGGUGAGAUCCGGAUCGCUGGGUCCCGUCCGCUCUUCGCGGUCACUACUUUUUAAAGGCUCACGGAGAGCUGAAGCCUGUCAGUUUAACUUUGGUGGGCCCACAGUAGGAAUCCCUGGGCAAAAAUGGUUAUUAAAAACAUGUAUCGUAUGGGUGAGCGCCCCUUGGUCUUUGAAAGGAAACAAAAAAUGAAUGUUGUGAACAGCAGACACGAGCACUGUGCUAGCAUAUUUUUGCCCAGUGUGUGGUCAGUAUGGUUUUCUGAUCUAUUAUGUAGAAGGGAAUAAGGAUGAAGUCGUCUUUUUUCCACCAUUCCUUCGGCUCUGAGUGUUAAAGCCAAAUAUGAUGGUGUCGAGAAUUGUUUGUGUCGAUGCGUUUUGACUGUGACGUAAUUUAAUUUGGCACAUCUUUUGUUUUUACUGUAUAGGUAUUUUAUUUGCAUUAGAGGCGUUUAAUCGUAUCACAGAUUAGCAGUGAAAAAUUUCUCAUCUUUAAAGUUGAAGGCAGUCCCAUAAAAAAAAUCUCACUGUUUCUACAUUGUGAAUAUUGCACUUCUCUGUGCGAAUUUGACCACUUUAUACCCAUUUUAAAUGUAAUCUAUCAAGGCCUUACAUUUGUUGUUGCCUUCGAUCGUAACUAGGUGGUUUUAUGUUUUGUCCGUUUACCGUGCCUGAUUCUUUUAAAACUAUUUCAGCUAGCAUGUAUCGGCCAUUUUAUACAAUCUGGCAUCAUUUCAAUGACUUUCUCCGGAACAAGUCUCUGCAUUCCACAUCUUACACGGCUGCAAUGAUCACAAAGGUGCCUAACAGGAAGUUUAGUAUUUCAGAGACCCUAGCUAGGUAGUGUUAUAGCACGCUAACAUGUUAAACCAAAACAAUGACGCCCGUCCAUCUUGUAUCAGGCUUCUACAGAAGAUUUUUAAGCCAUGCAUUGAACCCCUAUAACUUUAAUUUGACUUUAGGUAAUUCCCAUAUCUUUCAAACAUAAGUGCCAUUAGCAUAAGGCAAGAACUGAUGAUUUUGCCACACCCGCACCGUAUCAAUACAACUUUGUCUCUCUUGUUAUUUUGUGAAUUUGUAUUUUUAUAAGUGUGACUUUUCGAAUUGAUCUGCUUUGUAACGAAAACAUCGUCCCUCUUUUGUGCUUCGUCCUCACAAACGAGCUUACUUUGCCUGUGACUACAACUGUCCUAUUAACGCUUCUUUAUUCGAUGGUGGAGUUUGUGCAUUGGUUUUCUUCUCCCUGUGGGAGAGCACGUUUUGUAUCGCGUGUCUGCGCAACGUGUGUCGUCUGCAUGCGCAUGUGGGCUCAUAUGAGGAUGCGUGUUUAUGUACGUGUGUGUCGGUAUGCACGUCUGUUUAUUGAUAUUGUGAAUCACUGUUUGCCCGAGAGACUGAAUGAAUUCGAGGAUGCGAGUGUGUUUGCCGUCCUCUUUGUCCGAUUGUGUGGCGCUGCUCGUUUCGUUCGUCUGCACGACUCCAGAUAUAAUGGCGAGCUACUACAGUAUAUGCCAAUGCAUGGCCCUGUGUGUGAACAGGUGUGUGCAGAUGUAUGUGAGCGCACGUGCGUCACAUGUCUAUAUAUGUAUUCUUGUUUGUAUGGAGCUCUGCUACAGCUUGACUGGAGAUGUUGCACAAUCAAUGCACUAUUUUAUCGUUUAUGUGAUGAAUAUUCAAUUUAAACUAAUUAAUAUCAGUUGCUGUAUUGUUUAUCUUGGAUGGAUGUACAUGUUUGUAAUUUAGUUUCAGUGUAACUCUACAGGUGCAUUGUUUUUAUUUUACACAAAAAAAUAGUACAUUUGUAGCUGUUGUGCAUUUCAUUUUUUUUUAAGAUGUGCUUUGGGUCGGUUGUUUAAACACUGGAUAUGUGGCCCUCUCCAGGUAUGAUGUGACAUUGGUUGACUGUUGCUUUCUGAAAUCUUCUCUGUCACCGAUUGUCAACUGAUUGCAUGAAUGGAAAAAGUCGUAUCUUGGUUUAGCCUAAAUGUUAAUUGUUCGCCUCUAGUGUUGGUCACUUUAAAGAAUGAAAAUGCACUUUUAUAUUGUUUUGAAUUCUUUAUCAGGUGUUUUGUUUUGCUUUUAAAAUCUUUCGUUUACGUUGUUUUGUUUAUUGAUUGUUUAGCAUGUUGGAACUGCAAACUUUUAAGUGUUUUGUCUUUUAACUGCCAUAAAGGACUACUGGAAUAAACUUUACAACAUGAAAA